CCAUGGGCAUCCACAGCGAGUCGCCGUCGAACGCGAGCUGGCUGGCACCCUCGCCAAACCUACGCGUCAACAGCACCGCGCUCAUCAAGCGCCCCUACAUGCACAAGCUGGCUCACUUGGAUGAGGAGCUUUUCGACGAGUACCACUCCCUGUGGCUCACGCUGCUCUCCGUGAGUGUCGUGGUGAGCCUCGCUGGACUCGUCGCCAACUCGGCCGCCCUUUGGGUCUUCUGCUGCCGCACCCGCGCCAAGACGGCACCGGUCGUCUACACGCUCAACCUCGUCGCCGCCGACCUCCUCCUGAGCCUUGCCAUCCCGGCGCGCGUCCUCAUGUACGCGAGCCGAGGCCGCUGCCUCGCCUGCUCGCACGCGCACGUGUUCCUGUACUUCGUGAACAUGUACGCGAGCGUGUUCUUCCUCACCUGCAUCGGGGUCGACCGCUACAUGGCCAUCGUGCACCCGCUCGCCUCCAAGCGCUGGCGGCGGCCUCGCUGCGCCGUCGUCAUAAGCGCCGUCCUCUGGACCCUCGCCACGGUCAUCACCACGUCGGUCCUCACCAUGGCGAUCAAGUUCUCCGCCUGCUGCUACUUCAAGCUCUUUAUGCUGUCCCUCUUCGAGUUCUUCUUGCCGUUCGCCGUCACGGCGUUCGUGACGGCGCGCAUGCUGUGCGCUCUCCGGCGCAGCGGCGGCGGCGGUGUCGUCGGUUCAUCCUCCUCCUCGGGCUCCCGCGAGAAGCUGCGUCGCGCCGUGCGUCUCCUCGUCGCCGUCUUCGUCGUCUUCGCCGUCUGCUUCGUGCCCUUCCACGUGCGCCAGGUCGUCCUCUUCGGCCACGACGCCGUCGACGAGGCCACCGCGCUCGUCGCCUACCACGUGACGCUCACGCUGAGCAGCUUCAACUGCGUCCUCGACCCCGUCGUCUACUGCUUCGUGACGAAGCGUUCGCGCGACGCGCUGCGCUCGCUGUUCGCCCGCGGCCCCAAGCGCGGGGGGGACGCCGCGGUCGAGAAGGACGCGGCGCUCGGGACCGGCGCCGGCGACGCGACCGGCGUCACCGCGACGGACGUCAGUCGCGGGCAGGCGACGUCCGAGACGGAUAUGUGAUGCCUGGCGGGGCGGGUGGGUGGCAGAGGUCGCAACCGGGUACCCGAUACCCGUACCCUACCCGAUACCCGGCUACCAGUACCCAGUGGAGGAGGAGGAGGUGGAGGAGGAGGAGGUGGAGACCCUGGUGCGGCCGGGUACGGGUAACGGGUAGGCCGUGAGUCACUGGUGAGUAGCCGUUUGUCACUCAUUUCGGGUAGGGUACGGGUAGGGGUCGGGAACGGGUACCCAUUUGCGACCCUGGUGCGGCCGGGUUCGGGUAAGGAAUCAAAACCCGUUUGCGACCUCUGGUGGGUGGGGAGAGGCAGAGGAGGAGGGAGGAGGCAAGAGGAUGAAUCGGAGCAAAGUCGAGGGCCGUGUUAGGUGGUGGAGGAGGAGGUGGAGGAGGAGGUGGAGGAGGAGGAGGGGGAGGAGAGUGCGAGUCGGGCUGGAGAGAGACGUGUGGCAGGACAGGAAGUAGCACCACCACAACCACCACCAGCACCACCACCACCACCACAACCACCACCAGCACCACCACUACACCAGCACACCACCACCUCACCACCACCUCACCACCACACCACCACCACCACACCACCACCACCACCACCACACCACCACCACACCACCACCACACCACCACACCACCACCACACCACCACCACCACACCACCACCACCACUACCACACCACCACCACCACUCCACCUCACCACCACUACCACACCACCACCACCACCACCACACCACUAUCACACCACCACCACAUGAACACCUUGGCUACUCCAGUGUGUUCACGCUGUGUGUAGUGUGUUCACGCUGUGUAUAUUGUGUUCACGCUGUGUGUAGUGUGUUCACGCUGUGUGUAGUGUGUUCACGCUGUGUGUAGUGUGUUCACGCUGUGUGUAGUGUGUUCACGCUGUGUGUAGUGUGUUCACGCUGUGUAUAUUGUGUUCACGCUGUGUGUAGUGUGUUCACGCUGUGUGUAGUGUGUUCACGCUGUGUGUAGUGUGUUCAAGCUGUGUGUAGUGUGUUCACGCUCUGUGUAGUUUAACCCCAGUGUGUUCACGCUGUGUGUAGUGUGUUCACGCUGUGUGUAGUGUGUUCACGCUGUGUGUAGUGUGUUCACGCUGUGUGUAGUGUGUUCACGCUGUGUGUAGUGUGUUCACGCUGUGUGUAGUUUAACACUUGUGUGUUCACGCUGUGUGUAGUGUGUUCACGCUGUGUGUAGUAUAACCCCAGUGUGUUCACGCUGUGUGUUGUGUGUUCACGCUGUGUGUAGUGUGGUCACGCUGUGUGUAGUGUGUUCACGCUGUGUGUAGUAUAACCCGUGUGUUCACGCUGUGUGUUGUGUGUUCACGCUGUGUGCAGUGUGUUCACGCUGUGCGUAGUGUGUUGACGCUGUGUAUAGUUUAACCCUAAUGUGUUCACGCUCUGUGUAGUGUGUUCACGCUGUGUGUCGUGUGUUCACGCUGUGUGUAGUUUAACCCUUGUGUAUUCACGCUGUGUGUAGUGUGUUCACGCUGUGUGUAGUGUGUUCACGCUGUGUGUAGUGUGUUCACGCUGUGUGUAGUUUAACACGAGCUCUCUAUACAACCCCCACCCUACACGUGCCCAGUCACGUGCCCCACCACGUGCCCAGUCACGUGCCCGUCACAAUAUCGCCUCACGUGGAUUCGUCGAGAUUUCGUAACCGUUGCACAAUUGAUCGUUUUCUUUUUUUAAACAUAUAUCUACUGUGAUAAUAUUAUGUUGUUAUAACAUUUCUGCUGAACGUAGCGGCCUAUAGGGGCCGUCCAUAAAUGACGUCACACGGCGUCACAAAAAGUCAGA
Messenger RNA from Lethenteron reissneri (Far Eastern brook lamprey), 2914 nucleotides. RefSeq names its product G-protein coupled receptor 20-like. Gene Ontology annotation, molecular function: G protein-coupled receptor activity. Gene Ontology annotation, cellular component: plasma membrane. Gene Ontology annotation, biological process: positive regulation of Rho protein signal transduction; phospholipase C-activating G protein-coupled receptor signaling pathway. NCBI's taxonomy places the organism in Eukaryota, Metazoa, Chordata, Hyperoartia, Petromyzontiformes, Petromyzontidae. The record is from RefSeq and is a predicted model, not a curated record.